AUGACCUGGUCCGGCGCAUCCCCAGGAAGAUGGCGCUCUGGGGAGGCAGGUGAUGCCCAGGUGUCCCCUGGUGGCAGCCAGAGGAAUCGUGCUGGGAACGGACCAGAAGGUGCAGCAAGGCAGGGAGAUGGCGUGAGGAUUGCAUCGUUCAUCCUCAUUCCCAAGAGCCACUCCGUGGGCCCCUGCGCGUGUGCCUACCGAGAACCCACCCCAGGUCACAACCCCAUGGACAAGCAAGCUGGCCGCUUUCUCAGAAAGACGAGGCGUGUGUCUCCCACGCUGCCUGCGCGGUGCCCUUGA
Rangifer tarandus platyrhynchus (Svalbard reindeer) is the source of this 300-nucleotide messenger RNA. The record is from the annotation of a GenBank genome assembly. NCBI's taxonomy places the organism in Eukaryota, Metazoa, Chordata, Mammalia, Artiodactyla, Cervidae.